Molecule: messenger RNA, 2589 nt
Organism: Pomacea canaliculata
Lineage: Eukaryota; Metazoa; Mollusca; Gastropoda; Architaenioglossa; Ampullariidae
Exons: 14
Coding region: 441-2555 (704 amino acids)
Molecular function (GO): protein binding
Source: RefSeq, a predicted model, not a curated record
UGUGACGCAAAACUGGUAAAACUUGACGUACUGUCAUCUUUGACGUAACUGACCCAAAUGGAUUCUGCUUUUGGUCUGGGAGGGUGUGUGCUAAUAUCCUCGAACACUGACCAAGAUGUUUCUCACAAGUCUGGCAUUGCUUCUGAUGACCGGCUACACUGGUGGCGCUCACGUGACGGUGUCUCCGGAUGAUGUUCAAAAUGGCAUCAGUGUCACGCUGACCUGUGGUGUGUUGGACAUCCCUGCGGCCGGAGACCGGUGGGAAUGGUUCCUAAAUGACUUAAGCAUGAAUCAGCCUCAGCAAAGCGUUCGCUAUUUCUUCCUUCGACUUCUCGACUCAUGGUGGGGACUAUAAAUGCAGCUUCUUCAACAGCACUACCAGUGUCACAGAAUUCAGUCCCCCGGUACCGGUAUGUCGUAACGCAAGCAAAAGUCAUUGCAUGGACAAAGCAGAAUGCGCUACAGCAUUGUGUCCACAUAAAUGUGCGUAUGGCUACACCAAACCUCCCAGCUGCGAAAACCCAUGUCCUGCCAACAAAUUCGGAAUGGACUGCACUCAGACGUGCCACUGUUUGGACCCUCUAGAAGUGUGCGACGCUGUGCAGGGUGUGUGUCCUAGUCACCAAUGUCACGAAGACUGGGAAGGCACUGGAUGCAGCCAGCGUCUGCCCAAGCUGCACGACGGACCUAGUGUUAUUUCUAGCACGUGUACAUCCAUCACCGUGUCAUGGGAUGCAUGGGAUUCUCGGCACGACUUCGGAGACUUCCCCAGCGUCUGGGCUUACAGUCUGCUGACCUUGUCGGACGAAAGCCCAAACCACUCUCAGUGGACGCUGGUGGACACCUUGAAGCAUGACGCGCUCAAGAAGAUGUACACGCAUACGGUGCCUGUGAAUACAAUCGCACGCGGGGUGAUGCACAGGUUUCGCGUGGACAUCUUUUACAAUGCUUCCGGCAAAAUGGCUGCCCGCUCUAGCCCCGGCUUUUCUUCUGUGCCAGUCUAUCCGUGCGAUCUUCCAGCAAGUUUGAGUGCGGACACACCGGGACAAGUACAGAGAGGGCAAACCGUGGCUGAGCUGCGUCAUCUGGUUCUGAAUAUGGAGGAGGUGAAAGUCAAAUGGACCUUGUCCGCCAAUCUGGGCGCCUCGCCACCCGCUGACCUCCGCCUCGUGUAUGUCUACCGCAAGCAGCGUCGGGGCAUAUGUCCGCCGCUGAGCCCACCUGACUCUUACAUCAGGUUCGACAUGGUUGCGGGUACUAGGGGCCUUCUCCUGCAUCACCUCUUGCCAGGCUACGACUACGAGUACAUCUUCACUGUCGAGUCUGCCACCGUCACUGCCAUUAAGGAGACACUGAACGGGGAAUUUUCCACCAAGCCUAAUGCACCCACUAGUACCAUAGACGGGUUGUCGCUUCUAAACGUGUCAGCAACAGAAGUCACUGUCGGGUGGGUUGCCCCUCCGUGCGAAGAGCUGGGAGGCCCCGUCAGCCGCUAUGAGGUGGAGUUAUCAAGCCUGCAGAUGCCGACCAACAUUUCCUUCUCCGACAGUCUACAGGCAACGCUGGUUGCCCUGAAGCCGUCCACCCGUUACGAGAUCCGCGUGCGAUAUGCCAAUGACAUUGCACCGGGACCUUUCAGCGCCCCUAUUAUAUUUGAAACACCCAGCGAUGUCCCUCCUGCUCCGUCUCCACCCUUACGGGUGCGUCAAAUAUUUCGAGAGCUGCACUGUGUUGGACUGAGUUGGGACCCUGGACCAGAAAACGAAGAAAAAGUGAUCAGCUUCGAGAUAUUUAACCUGGCCAUUGCCAACACCUCGAAGAACUUGAAGGGGCACUGGUCGGCCCCAGCUGCUGCACGACAGACGCGCGUGUGCGGCCUGCAGCCUGGGCGAGAGUACUCGCUGGGCGUGGCGGCUCGUGGCCAACUGGCUCUGAGCUUGACCACCAAAGUCGUGGUAUUCACAGACCACUACGCGCCUCCUCCGCCCAGUCCGCUAGUGGUGGUGUCGAGGACACUGAAAACGGUACUUGUAAAGCUUCGCCCCGUCGUAUCCUCCCUCGUUGCCAUCGCCUAUUACUUGAUCUACGUGGCCGAGGGGAUCCCGACCGAGCAGGAAAAAGCGGACGCUGGCAUAGCAACGGGACCCAAAGGCAUCGUCCCUUUUGAGCAGGCGGCGGAGAAGAAAGGCUCUGUAUAUAAUCGGACUACUGCAGACGGUUCCCAUUUCCAUCUAGACGGGAGUUCUGCGAAAGAAAGAACCGCUCGCUACACGGAUCACGCUCCCAGUCACGUGAACUACACCACCAUCGCAGGAACCACUACUUCACAAACCUUGUACAACACCUCACUACAAACCUUGUACAACACCACGCCACACAUGAACAACGUCACUUCACAGACCUUGUACAACAUCUCCUACAGACCUUGUACAACACCACUCCACACGACAUGUACAAUGCCACUUCACAGAAUUUGUACAACACUUCAAAUAUCUUGUACAACAACACUGUACAGACCUUGUACAGCCCAACUCCGCACGUCACAAAGGUCUUGAGGAGCGAACCAGUAAGUGGACAGGCGGCAGGAGA